Molecule: messenger RNA, 1247 nt
Organism: Pungitius pungitius (ninespine stickleback)
Lineage: Eukaryota; Metazoa; Chordata; Actinopteri; Perciformes; Gasterosteidae
Product: C-C chemokine receptor type 2
Exons: 4
Coding region: 130-1170 (346 amino acids)
Biological process (GO): cell chemotaxis; positive regulation of cytosolic calcium ion concentration; G protein-coupled receptor signaling pathway
Cellular component (GO): membrane; external side of plasma membrane
Molecular function (GO): C-C chemokine receptor activity; C-C chemokine binding
Source: RefSeq, a predicted model, not a curated record
GUAGCAAAAAUGAGCUCUGCAACAGGAUUUGACCAAAAAAAGUUAGCAGCGCAAGUCGACAGGAUGACACGUAAGUUUGAUCCUUGGCAGGGCAGCACACACCUUCAGGAGCAGUGAUUGUGGCAGACAAUGUGCAUUAUGAACAUAUCGGAGAACGAGUUCUAUGUGGAUUAUGAUUACAACGACACCUGCGAUGCGGUUCAAGGUUCAGGAUUGCCUGACGGAUCCACGGCCUUGCUGGUUCUUUACUACCUGCUGUUCUGCCUGAGUCUGCUGGGCAACAUCACGGUGCUCUGGGUUCUCCUCCGGUACAUAAAGCUGAAGACCAUGACGGACGUGUGCCUCCUCAACCUGGCCCUGUCCGACCUGAUCCAGGCUGCGACCCUCCCCCUCUGGGGCCGCAACGACACAAACCUCGCGUCAUGCAAAUUGAUGACUGGAGGCUACCAGUUGGGCUUCUACAGUGGCACUUUGUUUGUGACCCUAAUGAGUGUGGACCGCUACCUGGCCAUCGUCCACGCUGUUGCAGCCAUGCGAGCCCGGACUCUUCGCUGUGGAAUCAUUGCCAGCACCGCAAUCUGGGUUACUUCUGUCAUUAUGGCACUACCCGGGGUGAUAUUUGCUUCUUUAGAAAUAGACGAAAAUGACAACAGCUCCCAGUGCCAUCCCCUGUACCCCGAGGACAGCCAGCGCUUUUGGAAGUUACUGCGGAACUUCAGCGAGAACACAGUGGGCCUGUUUGUUUGCCUCCCAAUCAUGAUUUUCUGCUACGUGAAAAUCCUCAUCGUGCUGUCCAGGUCCAGGAACUCCAAAAAGAACAAAGCUGUGAAGCUGAUAUUCACCAUAGUGGGUGUGUUUGUGGCGUGCUGGGUCCCCUAUAAUGUCAUAGUUUUCCUACAGACUCUGCAGCUGUUCCUGGAGAACCUGGGCACCUGCGAGGCUUCAAUAAGCAUCAACUCUGCCAUGCACUUCGCUGAGAUGAUUGCACUGUUUCACUGCUGGGUAAACCCAGUCAUAUAUGCAUUUAUCGGAGAGAAGUUUAGGAAAUCGCUGAGAAAUGUGCUGACUAGGUUCUUCUGCUGGGGCCACCAGAGAAGGGCUUUCAGCCACAGAGAGACUACAGAGAGAGAGACUUCCAACACACCCGUAAAGUCAGAUUAUCAAGAGUGAUAAACCCACAUUGCCAGAAAGACGCCGCAUUCGCUGUCAAGAGCUGAAAAACAGCACUCAGACGAUUCCAAGUAAGA